This is a messenger RNA of Macrosteles quadrilineatus (aster leafhopper), 895 nucleotides long. Its product is annotated as endothelial differentiation-related factor 1 homolog. The transcript is spliced from 5 exons. NCBI's taxonomy places the organism in Eukaryota, Metazoa, Arthropoda, Insecta, Hemiptera, Cicadellidae. The record is from RefSeq and is a predicted model, not a curated record. Gene Ontology annotation, cellular component: nucleus. Bases 222 to 659 code for a protein of 145 amino acids. Gene Ontology annotation, molecular function: DNA binding.
ACUGGAAGAAAGAAAGAAACAAAAAGUAAAGUAAACGUGUUGUUUGUGAAUUUGAUGAAAUACUUAAAUACUAAAUUUUACAGUUGAUAUUUUAUCUAUUGCUGUUAAAACUAGUAAAAAAAGUUAAGUUGUUGCAAUAAAAUAAAGUACAAUCAGGUUGAGCUGUAUUAACUUAUUCUUAAAAAUAUAAUUUGUGAAAGUUACACCAUUCCCAAAACGAAAUGUCAGACUGGGAGACGGUAACCAUUUUGCGCAAGAAAGCUCCUAAGGCUUCUCACCUUAAAAGUGAACAGGCUGUGAACAGAGCCAGAAGGGAAGGCGCCCCUGUGGAUACCCAGCAGAAGUGGGGAGGAGGACAAAAUAAGCAGCAUGUCAUAACGAAGAACACUGCAAAGCUAGACAGGGAGACGGAAGAACUAAAACAUGAUAAGAUUCCCUUGGAUCUCGGAAAGACUAUACAACUGGGUCGUCAGGCCAAGGGGUGGAGUCAGAAAGAUCUGGCCACUAAAUGUAAUGAAAAACCCCAAGUGAUAAACGAUUAUGAGGCUGGACGAGGGAUCCCCAACCAGGCUGUCAUCGGCAAGAUAGAACGGGUCCUCGAAAUAAAACUUCGGGGGAAGGAUAUGGGGAAACCCCUAGUUCCCAAAGAAAAGAAGUGAAUUCCUUAGGACCUAACCUGAUCUCAACCACUGUUCAUUAACCUCUUGUUAGUUCUACUGGAAGAAACGUAUAGACAGAAGACCAUCCUCACAUUAGACGAACAUAUUCCUUCAAGUUGAUAUACUUCUAAUAACUGUUGUUUUGUUAUUUUUUUACUUCCAAUAUUUGAUAAAUAAAAUUGAUCUAACAACGGUAGAAAUGUGAAUAAAUUCUUAACUUGCUCCGUUUGUAGAAA